Notolabrus celidotus (New Zealand spotty) is the source of this 924-nucleotide messenger RNA. RefSeq names its product trypsin-2-like. Bases 24 to 818 code for a protein of 264 amino acids. NCBI's taxonomy places the organism in Eukaryota, Metazoa, Chordata, Actinopteri, Labriformes, Labridae. The transcript has 6 exons. Gene Ontology annotation, biological process: proteolysis. The record is from RefSeq and is a predicted model, not a curated record. Gene Ontology annotation, molecular function: serine-type endopeptidase activity.
ACCAGGAGGGCAGUCAAGCAAAGAUGGGUGGCAUGACACGUCUUCUUCUCCUUUUGCUGUGGGUCGGUGUCACAGUGAGCACAGCUGUGGAUCUGCAGAAGAGAAUCUAUGGGGGUCAUGUAUGCAAAGAUGAUGAGCGUCAGUACCAUGUCAUGGUGAUUGGAAAUAAUGGGACCCAUGACUUCUUGUGUGGUGGCUCUCUGAUCAGUAACCGCUGGAUCCUGACUGCAGCUCACUGCGAGAAGAAGGUUAUGACUCCAUAUUUAGGUGUGCAUCCAGGUCGAAAUCUAGGAACACCCGGCGCAAUAAAAUCGAACAAGAUCUAUAAGAAAUGGAAGCUUAUUAAACGGAGCAAGGAACAUGACAUCAUGCUGCUGGAGCUUGAUAAUCCCUCCGGGAUCAAACCUGUGGAUCUUCCUACUACAAAGGAGUGUAAGGAUCGUAAGAAGAUUCUUUCGUUUCAGAUUGCCGGUUUCAUGAACAGAACUUUAGAUUCUCAAAACAAAAUAGUUGAUCAUGAAUCAGACACUCUUCAGUGUGCAGACAUGGAGGCGGUGGACUGUAAGAAGUAUUUGGACUGCAUAAAGAAAGAACAGGCGGACUUCCACAAGGAGCACAGCUUUCAACACCUGCUCUGCGGCAAAUCUUCUGUAGCGUCUACUACUCCAGGUGACUCUGGUGGAGGAGUGGUGCACAACAAGAAGAUUUAUGGGGUCAUUUCUUUUGGUCGUUUCAGGCCUCGCUGUGUUCAUUAUAAUGCAUACAUGGACGUCUGUGAAUACCUCCCAUGGAUAAAAAAGACUACUGGUAUCCCUUAAAGAGACAAAGUAAAGAAAGAUCUACUAAAUGAUUGAACUUGAAAUGUCUCUUGAGUUGCAUCUCAUUUGCAGUUAAUAAAUGAAAACUUGAUUCAAUCAGAAUAAA